CGCCGCAGGAGGGAGUGUUAAAUUUGCUGUGGGAUGGGCCGCCCAACCGGUCCACCCGCUCGUUUUCAGUCAGUGAUUGGAGUGCAGCCACCAGGUGGAACAACAGAGGCGGAAGCUCCAGCGAUGGACUUACAAUGAGCAGCUCAACUGCAGCAGAGGGAGAAAGCGAGCUGGACUCGUGUGAGUGACGAGACGACGGGGGUUUCUUACCUUUGGAAGUCCAAAAUCCACUCCGAGUGCCCCCCCAAGGACGACGUCUUGUCGCGGAGAAAAUGAAGUUCAAGCCCAUUUGAAAGCACACCUUGAGGACUUCAUGGAGGUUCUGCGCAAGUCAUCGGCGUUUGCCGCCGAAGUUCUGGACGUCUUCGAGAGAUCCCUGAGUGACAAGGAGCUGGUAGCACAAGCCAAAGCCCUCUGCCGUGACUUCAUACUGUCUAGGCUCAACCAGAAUGGGCUGGCCUGGUCCAAAAGCGAACUCAAUCUGACUCCUGCCAGAGCUGCCCUCGCCGAUGUCUCCUUUGUGCUCCUCUGCCUCGGUGACGAGCUGGAACGCAUCCUUCCCAGCUUGUACACGAAUGUGGCCCGCCAGCUGAACAUAUCCGUGGCCAUGGAGACCAUGGUUUCAGACGCCUUCAUUGGCGUGGCCACAGAGAUCUUCUCCACAGGCAUAACGUGGGGUAAGGUGGUAUCCAUGUAUGCGGUGGCCGGCGCCCUGGCAGUCGACUGUGUUAGGCAAGGACACGCCGCCACUGUUAAUGUUAUUGUGGACAGUCUGGGGCAGUUUGUGCGCAACUCCCUCGUCCAGUGGCUCAAGAGGCGCGGAGGAUGGGUGGAACUGACCAAUUGUGUAGUGAAGAGAGAGAUCUGCCCUGAACACUCCUGGCUGUCUUCUGCCCUGGAUUCCCUGCGCUACUUCCUCAUAUCUAUGUACGUGUACAUCAUGAAGGAAGGGUGAGUGGCCCAACAGACCGCCAUAGGGCCCCACUCAUUGCUCUGGCUCACUGGCCUGAGAACGGACUGCAACUGGGCGGCCAUCGACAAAUGUUUGCUCAGCGUCUUCUGUCACACGGGACCGGGCUCCAUCCAGAGUCUUGUCUCAAUGUAACGGAAUGAGCGCGUUUUGUCGCGUGGUGCAGUUGAAUCCCCCCCCCCC
Corythoichthys intestinalis (scribbled pipefish) is the source of this 1153-nucleotide messenger RNA. It is a transcript of the gene bokb, whose product is annotated as BCL2 family apoptosis regulator BOK b. The record is from RefSeq and is a predicted model, not a curated record. Bases 314 to 955 code for a protein of 213 amino acids. Gene Ontology annotation, cellular component: mitochondrial outer membrane. Lineage: Eukaryota; Metazoa; Chordata; Actinopteri; Syngnathiformes; Syngnathidae. Gene Ontology annotation, molecular function: protein homodimerization activity; protein heterodimerization activity. Gene Ontology annotation, biological process: extrinsic apoptotic signaling pathway in absence of ligand; regulation of apoptotic process; intrinsic apoptotic signaling pathway in response to DNA damage. The transcript is spliced from 6 exons.